AGUUGACGAGCUCAGGAGAGCUUGGAGAGGAAGGUUCAUCUUUGAUUUGAAGAGUCGUCGGAGCCGUUCUUGGGUAUAUACAACUUCAGGCGGGUUGACUGGUCGUAGUUCUUCGGGAAGUUAUAGACCGAGGAUGUGCGAAUGUAAGAGUAAGGUUCUGGAUAUAUCCUCACCUUUUGCCGAAAAUGAGAAAAGCCAUGUGCUGAAACCUAAAGGAGUAACAGGUCCCAAGUACAUGCAAAAACAUUAUUCGGCAGUUUUCACCCAAGCGCUGAUUUAUUUCUUGUCCUUCCCGUUUACUAUUUUGCUUUCUAUGUGGUCUAUCCUUGUGUGUUUAUGGAUGUUUGCAGAGCUCCGAACGAAACAUAAAUUUUCGGCCCCUAUACUUCAAGCAGGUGAAACAAAGCUUGAGAGAUCUCUUUCAAAUUCUUUGAAUGUGCAAUAAAUCAACCCUAUAGUCUGCCACUGACGUUUUACACAUGGACUCAGGUGGGAAGUCAUGCUUUGGGGCCACUGUGCUUGAAAAUC
Hyaloscypha bicolor E is the source of this 528-nucleotide messenger RNA. RefSeq lists its product as uncharacterized. The transcript has a single exon. The coding region runs from base 134 to 445 and encodes 103 amino acids. NCBI's taxonomy places the organism in Eukaryota, Fungi, Ascomycota, Leotiomycetes, Helotiales, Hyaloscyphaceae. The record is from RefSeq and is a predicted model, not a curated record.